Fulvia fulva is the source of this 522-nucleotide messenger RNA. RefSeq lists its product as uncharacterized. The coding region runs from base 1 to 522 and encodes 173 amino acids. The transcript has 2 exons. NCBI's taxonomy places the organism in Eukaryota, Fungi, Ascomycota, Dothideomycetes, Mycosphaerellales, Mycosphaerellaceae. The record is from RefSeq and is a predicted model, not a curated record.
AUGUUGGAGGUAGCAUAUAGCCACCAACAACACACAACAUGGCCUGACCAGACUCGACAUACGCUCAAUAUGGCGAACCAGGCGCCGAAGAACAGCGUGUGGUCUGCGAUGGACUACAAGCCUCCCAAGGGCAAGUGUGGCUACAAAACAUCCAUCCUGUCUUCCUGUCCAUGUCUGAGAUUCAUGCUCCACCCGGUGAAGGCGGCCACCAGCUUUGACUGCGAUGGAUGUGGCCACCACGCUUCCUUCCACUCACUCGAGAACGAGUCCGAGGAUGCAGUUCUCAAAAAGUGGGCCGAGCAAGAAGCAAACAGCAAUGCCAGCCAGGCUGCGGGUCGUGCUAGCAAGAAGCGUCGCCGCAUUGCAGAGAAGCCUACCGAGGAAGAAGUCGAGAUCUUUGAGCUUCUUAGCGACGCCGAGGAGCCGGACUGGCUCAGAUCAUCUACUCGAAGCAAGGCCGCGAAGCAGCCGCAAAAACGCAGCAAUCUCUUCGGCACAGCACGCAAUGCUGGCGUCAAGUGA